Molecule: messenger RNA, 1614 nt
Organism: Colletotrichum godetiae
Lineage: Eukaryota; Fungi; Ascomycota; Sordariomycetes; Glomerellales; Glomerellaceae
Product: cytochrome P450
Exons: 3
Coding region: 1-1614 (537 amino acids)
Molecular function (GO): iron ion binding; oxidoreductase activity, acting on paired donors, with incorporation or reduction of molecular oxygen; heme binding
Source: RefSeq, a predicted model, not a curated record
AUGCCUUCUCCGGCGCUCGGAAUACAUGGCCCGUUGCUCGGCGUUGUCUACGGCGUAGUAUUGUUUCUCCGUAACGCAGUGGUACUCACGUCAUCGUCAUUCAUUCUCAUCGGUUUCAUCAUCAUUGGAUACCGUCUGCUUCUUCACCCUUUGGCUCGUGUACCUGGGCCCAGGCUUGCUGCCAUUUCGAAUGUGUGGCACGCCUACCAUGUUCGCAAUGGACGUAUGCUUGCGCUGGGCAAGACGCUUCAUAAGCGGUACGGGCCGGUUGUGAGAGUUGGGCCGAAUGAGGUGUGGUUUGACUCUGUAGAUGCGUUCAAGCACAUCUAUCGAGCCGGCAGCGGCUAUGAAAAGUCCGAUUUCUAUUUAUCGACUGCCCUUCAAAGGCCAGACAUCACUUUCACACCCUUUCCGAACUUUGCGUCUCCAGAUACACUAGACUUACUAUCCGAACGCAACACGCAACGAUACCGCUUACAACGGCGUCUCAUCGGACCUCUCUACCAAACAGCAUACCUUAAACGGCACGAGCCAGCUCUCGACGCAGUACUAGCCCGCGUCAUCGCAACUCUACGCUCUCUCAACGGCGCCGAAGUCGACCUCAAGGAAUGGAUGCACAUCAUCGCAGUCGAGUCCCUAUCAGCUGCCGUCCUCACCUGGUCACCAAACUACCUCCGCGAUCACACAGACCACUCAUCAAGCACCCACGGCUACCUCGGCUGGCGCCGCAAGUCCGUCUUUGGGCUCUUCCCUUUCGCCGUGAAAGCGGAGCUGUUUUCCAAAGCAUUUGGGAGAACUUUUGCUAAUCUCUGGCGCGUGACGUACAAGACGCCCAAAAACUUUAAGCCCUUCUUCACUGGCGUCUACCGGCAGGUCUCGCGGAGGGUCACCUCGUCCCUAGCGAACAAGCCUGUCUCGAAGAAUGAUCGUAAAGAAGACUUCCUCGUGGAUCUGAUCCAGCUGCACAAGGACAAGCCCGAGUUCACGGAGCAGUAUCUCCGUCGAAUGGCAAUUACUAAUUUCGGGGCCGGGCAUGAGACUAUGUGUUCCGCGCUGACGUCCAUCAUGUCCAUGAUCGGAUCACACCCUGAAGUGCAACGGCGGAUAUCCGAGGAAGUUUGCUCCGCGACGGAGGAUCCAAAGGUUUAUGAUAACGCCAUUCGUCUGGAUUAUACGCAAGCAGCCAUCAAGGAGGCACAACGUUUGUAUCCUGUCCUCGGGAUGUCCCUGCCCCGCACGGUGCCCUCUGAAGGACUUGCAGUCCAUGGAGAGACCUUUCCGCCCGGGACUACUGUUGGCUGCAACCCUGUGUCAUUACAUAGAAACCCUCUGAUAUUUGGCCCCGACGCGGAAGAAUAUCAUCCGGACCGCUGGCUAGACACAGAGAGGGACCUCAAGGGUAUGGAACGGUUUAAUCUUACUUGGGGCGGGGGCGGAAGGAUGUGUCCCGGGCGACACCUUGCGGAGCUGGUCGUUUACAAGACGAUACCCGCGCUGCUGGAGCACUUCGAUGUGAAGGUUCAAAUACCUCCGGAAGAUGAGAUUCAGUAUUACUUCAUGGCGAUGCUUACUGGGGUAAAAGCCCGGUUCUUGCCCAAGAAGACAGGUCAAUGA